AUGGACUCUUCUCUGUAUUACAUGGCUCUCAAAAAAAAAAACGUACUGACUCAUCUAUUCAAGACUGUGAAAAAUAAUAAGAUGGCAGAAUUCUUCGCCCAGGAUUUCAGCAAGGAACAUUGGCAAAGAAUUGCUGCAAAAAAUGCGUUUGUGCUGAUGGGUAAACAAAGAUUUCAUCACGCUGCAGCAUUUUUUCUGCUGAGCGGAAGUAUCAAAGAUGCCAUACAGACUAUUCUACGCAAAUGCCGAGAUUUACAAUUGGCCAUGGUAGUCUUACGUAUUUACGAAACUGAUAUCGAGGUGCAGCAAGCAAUGCUCAAAGAAAUUUUGUGCCGUGAAGUGCUUGGAGGUUCACUGGAAAGUGUUGAAAGUCCAGGAGGAAUAGCAGAACGCAUUGGCAACACUUGCGAACAUGAAAGAAGCGGAGAUCCUUUUCUGCGAUCGAUGGCAUACUGGUUACUUAAGGACUUCUCACAGUCGGUCUACACACUCGUUCAGGAAGCAUUUUGUGAUGCAGCUGGCUUACGAGCACCCCUUUCUGAUAUUUUCAAUUUCUAUUGUUUCCUUCGAAAACAUCCACUCGUUGUAAGACAGCGUGUUGCUGAUGCUGGUGUAACGAUAUAUUCAACAGAGCAGUUCCUUGCCAUUUCGAAAGGUCUUGAGCGCCAUGUGACUCCAUCUGAACGCAGGUAG
Haemonchus placei is the source of this 693-nucleotide messenger RNA. Lineage: Eukaryota; Metazoa; Nematoda; Chromadorea; Rhabditida; Trichostrongylidae. The record is from the annotation of a GenBank genome assembly.